UAACAGGAACCAAAUAAAAAUCAAUGUUACGCAAUACCACCACCGAGCAAAAACACUUAUUGAACAAGUAACAAACAAGAUGGUCAAUAUUGAAAAUCAAACACGAUUCACUGCCAGUAUUGGUAUACCCGAAGAAACCGAUGAUUUUUAUUACGAUGAUACGGUUACCUGUCAACAUGUAGACAACUGUGGGGUUGUCUUUAUACUUAAAAAAAAUCCUCGUGGUGAAGAAGAUGAUUAAAACCUC
This is a messenger RNA of Dictyostelium purpureum, 247 nucleotides long. RefSeq lists its product as uncharacterized. The record is from RefSeq and is a predicted model, not a curated record. NCBI's taxonomy places the organism in Eukaryota, Evosea, Eumycetozoa, Dictyosteliales, Dictyosteliaceae. The annotation marks the transcript as partial. The transcript has a single exon.